Acanthamoeba castellanii str. Neff is the source of this 669-nucleotide messenger RNA. RefSeq lists its product as uncharacterized. The transcript is spliced from 5 exons. NCBI's taxonomy places the organism in Eukaryota, Discosea, Longamoebia, Acanthamoebidae. The record is from RefSeq and is a predicted model, not a curated record. Bases 1 to 669 code for a protein of 222 amino acids.
AUGAGGUUCCAACCUCUGGUGGUGGUUCUUUUAUUGAGCUUGGCUUCGGUGGCAUUGGGCGACGACCCUCACUGCUGCGCUCCGGCGUCGUUCUCCUUCCGUAUCGAAUCCUUCACCAACGUCGCCGGAGCUCCUAAUGCGCAGAUUGGAAAUGGAUACUACGAUGAACAGCAGGGCUCGUACGCCCUUGUUAUGUUUGGCAACGACACCUACCAAGUGUACAGCCUACCGACGGGGGUCUAUGUGGUCAACGUAACUGAUGGCACCCACAAGUGCACGUCCAUCCAGUGCACCGCAGACGUCCCGUGCUUCCAGCGCUACUGCACCAAUGCCACGGACUGGAACUACAAGGGCCUCAUCAUCGUGGGCACCGAGAAGGCCAGCCAGUGGACCAUGUCGGGCCACCCGGGCAACUUCAUCCUCCAGAUGUUGCAGAGCGACAAGACCCGUUGCAUCCCCAUCGCCUUCACCAUGGCCCGCGGCCAAACCGCCGAGUCGUUGGAGUAUGCAUUCACCUGGUGGUCGAACCUGAAGCCGGCGUCCAUCCCUCCGUCGCUCUUCGUCCCGCCCGCCACCUGCUCUCACACCAGAGCCGAACGCUCCGUCUCCGAUCUCAAGCGAGACCACCCGCAGCUGCUGUCCCUCAUCCGCUCCGUCUUUGUUCGCUGA